AUUACACUUUAUUGACUCCGAAGAAACACAAAAUAAGAGAGGAGAGAAGAGCCCUUUCUGGUUUGCAGCUGGGCGGGUCUUUAACGCACCAAUCAGACAGUGACCCCUCCCUAUAAAUAACAGGCAUCAGGCUAGUUCACUUCACUUCAUGUUUUUUCCGAUUUUGUAGCGUGUCUGUGACCAUGUCUGAAACUGCGCCUGUAGUUGCAGCAGCAGCUGCUCCUGCUCCAGCCUCCAAGGCUCCAGCUAAAAAGGCAAAGAAGGCGGCAGCGGGUUCGAAACUCCGGAAGCCCUCGGGCCCCAGCGUGACCGAGCUGAUCACUAAGGCAGUGUCAGCCUCUAAGGAACGCAAAGGGCUUUCUUUGGCUGCUCUUAAGAAAGUUCUGGCAGCUGGAGGGUACGAUGUAGAAAAAAAUAAUAGUCGUAUUAAGCUGGGGCUAAAGAGUCUGGUGAGCAAAAGCGUUUUGGUACAGACCAAAGGUACCGGUGCCUCGGGUUCCUUCAAACUCAGCAAGAAGCCGGGUGAGACAAAGGAGAAGGCACCUAAGAAAAAGUCAGCGGCAAAACCUAAGAAACCAGCUGCCAAGAAGCCUGCCAGCGCUGCUAAGAAGGCUAAGAAAGCUGCGGCCGUAAAAAAGAGCCCGAAAAAAGCCAAGAAACCAGCGGCUGCCACGGCGAAGAAAGCAGCCAAGAGCCCGAAAAAGGCCAAACCUGCCAAGCCCAAAAAGGCAGCUAAGAGCCCGGCUAAGGCCAAGGCGGUGAAGCCUAAGGCUGCCAAGCCCAAGCCCACCAAACCUAAAGGAGGAAAGGCUAAGAAGGCAGCGCCUAAGAAGAAGUGA
Chelonia mydas (Green sea turtle) is the source of this 839-nucleotide messenger RNA. Its product is annotated as histone H1. Gene Ontology annotation, molecular function: structural constituent of chromatin; DNA binding. The transcript has a single exon. Lineage: Eukaryota; Metazoa; Chordata; Testudines; Cheloniidae. The coding region runs from base 183 to 839 and encodes 218 amino acids. Gene Ontology annotation, biological process: nucleosome assembly. The record is from RefSeq and is a predicted model, not a curated record. Gene Ontology annotation, cellular component: nucleosome.